CAUUCUUAUCUUUCUUCUUGAGGAUGGACCAAGUAUAUAAGGUCCGUGUUAAUAGCCAGAAAAGCAUGGAUUGAUGAAGAUUUCUUUUAUAUUAAGAUCUGCCGAAUUUCCACGAUGCCUUUGUUGGCAGUGGUCUGUGAGCUACCUAAGAAGUGAAAAGGAAAACACAAUUUUCCUCUCUUGCAUUUUUUUUUCUUUUUUCUUUUUUACAUUUGAGACAACAGAUAGAGAGAGAGACUGAGAGCAAUUGGGAGAGACAGAGAAUAGUGACAGUGGGAGUGAAUGAGAGAAAGGGAGAGACUCUCUUUCCCUAGAUAGUGAGAGAGAGAAUUAAAAAGAAAAACGAGCAUUGACGCAGACAGAAUAUUUUAACCAACCAAACAGACGAAACGUUCCCAAGAUACCGGAAGCUCCAAAUACGUUUGUUUUUAUGGCCAAGUAUAAAGCUCGCGUCGCCCAGGGAACGGUUGAUAGUCCUCGCCUCAGUGGCCAGCGAGAACGUUGCCCGAUGACUCUCCGCCGAGGAACCGAGAUGUCGGGCAAGAGGAAGUUCCUGGUUGCGGGCACCUGGACGUCACAAGCGGACUCGAGCGCAGAGGCCCUCAGACCCGACAUCGUUCCCGCAAUCACUUCGUCGCGAGUGUCUCGCUCGUCCCUCUGGGCGACGCACGAGGCCCUCAGGUCGACCGCCCAGCUGAUCCAGCAGCUUCGUCAGCUAGAAUGCGCAAGGAGGCUGGCAGCGACGACGCGCAGUCCGAAACGAUACAUUUGAAUGGUCUGCUCUCAGUGCUGUCGUGAGCAGACUCCACUACAGGAGGAUUACGUGUAAAUAGGUCUAUGUAUUUAUAAGUCCUUGCUAUUUGGUAAUGAAGUACCGACAUUAUUUAUUGUGAAAGUAUUUAUUUUUAGCAAUAGACACUGCAACAAUAUUUAUGAAAUAAAUAUAUUUUUACAAGCCUGUUGUCUACUUAAAUCUCAGUACUAUAUAUUGAUAUCAUGUAAUAAAGUGUAUAUAUGUAUAAAAGUUUAAACGCACCAGAAAUACAAAAAAAAAAAGAUUUUUAUCAUUAUUCUUUUUUUGUUCAUUUAUAUGACUGGCUACUCAUUAAUGCCAGUGAUAAAUAUAUAGACAUAUAAGUGUGUGUGUGUGUGUAGAUAAAAUAAAUGAGUAUAUAGAUUGACUGAUUGAUAGAUUUAUUUAAUUUCAAUAGAUAAAUUGAAG
This is a messenger RNA of Penaeus chinensis, 1222 nucleotides long. RefSeq lists its product as uncharacterized. The coding region runs from base 431 to 772 and encodes 113 amino acids. The record is from RefSeq and is a predicted model, not a curated record. Lineage: Eukaryota; Metazoa; Arthropoda; Malacostraca; Decapoda; Penaeidae. The transcript is spliced from 2 exons.